AUGGUGGCUGUCCCCAAGAAAAAUGGACAAAUUAGGGUAUGUGUGGACCUCAAACAACUCAAUAAGGCAGUAAAGAGAGAGAAAUACAUGCUCCCCACCAUUGACGAUAUCCUACCUAGACUUGCAGAAGCCAAAGUCUUUUCACUCCUCGACGCUGCUAGUGGCUUCUGGCAGUUGCCCUUACAUGAGGACAGUGCAAAGCUGACUACAUUUAUAACACCUUUUGGCAGGUACUACUUCCGACGACUGCCUUUCGGAAUAACAAGUGCGCCAGAGAUUUUCCAGAGAGAAAUGUCAGAGCUCCUGAAAGACCAAGACGGCAUAGCAGUUUUCAUGGAUGACAUAUUAGUGUAUGGAAACUCGACAGAGCAACACAAACAAAGAUUUCAGAGUGCACUACGCACCAUCGAGAAUGCAGGACUGAAAUUGAACAAUGAAAAGUGUCUGCUGAGACAGAGCCAGCUCUGCUACCUAGGGCACGUGAUCGACAGCAAUGGCAUACAUCCUGACAAUGCAAAGAUCGAGGCCAUAACACAACUACAGCCACCUGAGAAUGUGUCCGACCUGAGACAGAUGAUGGGCAUGGUCCAUUACCUGGGCAGGUAUGUUCCACACCUGUCUGAGGUGACAAGGCCACUCAACGAGCUCCUGAGAAAGGACACAGCAUGGAUCUGGGGCCCAGCUCAAGAUGAAGCAUUCCACAAGGUAAAGUGCCUAAUCACAGAAUCACCUGUUUUGGCAUUCUACGACGUUACAAAGAAAACAAUUGUUAGUGCUGACGCCAGUAGUUAUGGGGUGGGCGGUGUUAUCCUACAGGACCAUGAGGGCGUACUGAAGCCAAUAGCCUACUGCUCAAGAGUGCUUACAGAUGCAGAGAAACGAUAUGCCCAAAUUGAGAAGGAGUGCUUAGCCUCUGUGUGGGUAUGCGAAAAGUUCUCCAGAUUCCUGUAUGGCUUAGAAAGCUUCACCCUUCAAACUGACCACAAACCACUCGUCCCAUUGAUAAACACCAAAGACCUUGACUCAGUCCCACUCAGGUGUCAGAGAUUGCUCGUGAGAAUGAUGCGAUACAACCCAGUUGCUGUGUAUGUGCCUGGCAAAGAGAUAAUUGUGGCGGAUGUGCUUUCAAGACACCCCCAGCCAGUCCUCACUGCGGAUGUCUGCGAGCUGAUCCAGGAAGUAGAGGCAUAUGAGGAAGCAGUCAGCAACGCAUGGCCCAUCUCGCCCACCAAAAUGGACAUUGUUAGGGCAGAGACAGGAAAAGAUGUGGAUAUGGAAAAGGUGAGGCACUACAUCAGGGCUGGCUGGCCCAAGUACGCUGCUAACGUUCCUCAUGCAGUGAAGCCAUACUUCAGUGAGAGACAUCACCUAUCCAUCUCCCAGGGGCUAGUGCUCUACGGCGACAGAAUUGUCAUACCCCAAAACAUGCGUGCUGACAUCUUGCAGAAGAUUCACAGCGGUCAUCAGGGCAUCGUGAAGUGCCAUGAGAGGGCCCAGAUGAGCAUCUGGUGGCCUGCCAUAGGAAAAGACAUUCAGCAGUUAGUCAGCAGUUGCAAAGACUGUCAAGAAUCACGACCUACACAGAGAAGAGAACCGCUGCUGACCACCCCGCUGCCUGCCCGUCCGUGGGAAAGAGUGGGUGCGGAUAUAUGUGAGUUGAACAAACAGUACUAUCUAGUAGCUGUAGAUUACUUCUCUAGAUAUAUAGAGACUGCACAUCUUCCUAACCUAGCUGGCGAGACAACUCGUACCAGACUGAAGUGCAUAUUUGCAAGAUGGGGUUGUCCUAAUGUCUUAAUUACUGAUAAUGGCCCACAGUUCACGGGCCGAGCUUUUCAGCAGUUUGCAAAAGACUAUGACUUUCAACACAUUACAACCAGUCCCCAUUACCCCCAGGCUAAUGGCGAAGCAGAAAGGGCUGUACAGACAGCGAAGAAAAUCCUAAAACAGUCUGACCCUUUUGCAGCACUGUUGAGCUACCGAUCAACUCCUCUCCAGGCCACAGGUGCGAGCCCGGCGCAGCUGAUGAUGGGGAGGCAGAUCAGGACACCGAUCCCCACACUGGAGUCACACCUGCAGCCUGCUUGGCCCGACCUGCACCAGGUGAGACAGGCAGACGCCAAAGCCAAAGCAAACUACAGGCGAAACUUCAACAGAAGGCACAAUGUCACAGACUUACCUGAGCUUAGUCCUGGAACUGCAGUUGCCCUGAAGCUUGACGGCGAGCAAGGAUGGCGGAAAGAUGGCAAAGUGCUCAAAAUGUGUGAGACACCAAGAUCCUAUCUCAUACAAACAGACAAAGGAGUACUGCGUCGCAACCCUCAUCAUUUGAUGCCCAAAGUCAACAUGGACGACGGCCCAGGAGCACCUGAGAAAGACACACCUGCUCCUGAGCAACCUACACCUAUGCAGGAAGCGCAGGCUAACAAAGACAUUCAACCGCACCAGAGUCCAAGUCACCAACCACCAGCAGUGGGGGCCUCACCGUCUCCGGUGAAGACACACAGUGGCUGUGCCGUGAAGCCUCCUGCAAGAUACAAAGACUUUGUGUAG
Molecule: messenger RNA, 2553 nt
Organism: Neoarius graeffei (lesser salmon catfish)
Lineage: Eukaryota; Metazoa; Chordata; Actinopteri; Siluriformes; Ariidae
Exons: 1
Coding region: 1-2553 (850 amino acids)
Biological process (GO): DNA integration
Molecular function (GO): nucleic acid binding
Source: RefSeq, a predicted model, not a curated record